Molecule: messenger RNA, 2669 nt
Organism: Mus caroli (Ryukyu mouse)
Lineage: Eukaryota; Metazoa; Chordata; Mammalia; Rodentia; Muridae
Gene: Mss51
Product: MSS51 mitochondrial translational activator
Source: RefSeq, a predicted model, not a curated record
UACUCAUUUGUAGUUCCUAUUUUCUAUAGUUUGGGAAUCCUUUGGAAUCCUUUCUUUGUGUCAAAACUUUGUAAAAUUGUAUACUACAUUCUAGGACCAGGAUUGUCAGAAGUUCUGUUUUCCAGAGUCAGGUAAGUGACAACUGAGGUCAAAUGUAAGUUUAAAAAAGAAAAAAAAAAGUGUGUGUGGGAGUGGGGGAUGAAGACAGGAUCACUUUCCAAAUAUUAGCUAAGCUGUUAGAUUCUUCAGCUCAGUAGUUAUAAGUGGAAAGGAGCUAGAAAGUAUGAUUGAACUUCCUGUUUCAGCAGCAUCCUUUUCCGGGAGUGAAAAGAUAACUGUUUCCUAUCCCUAUAAGUAGUAUAUAUUUUUACUCAGUAACUCAAAAUUGGUCUUACUUAUUUUGAUAUUUCAGAAACAUUUCUUCUCCUUUUGAAAAUGUCGUGUAGAUUGUCCUUUUUUUGUUUUGUUUUGUUUUUUGUUUUGUUUUGUUUUUUCGAGACAGGGUUUUUUUGUGUAGUCCUGGCUACAAAAUGCCCUUUGAGAAUACCUUACACACUGGUUAAGUGAUCUUUACAAAGUAGUUCUUGUUUUUUCUAUAGUUGAGUUCCUUGUAUCAUUAAAUGGCACCUUUCUUCUGCCUUUUGGGGAUAAAUAUAUUUGUACUUGAUUCUGGUUUGAACAUUGUUGGAUUCUAUGUGACAAGUGAGUAAAGCUAAAAAAGGACAUCAGGUGUGGAUAACUCAUCCUCAAUCUAGACUUGACACCCACAUUUUCCAGUGGUUCCUUUCCUUUGGUUUGAUGCCUAUCUUUUCAGCCAAAUACUGAUUUCCCUAAUUAAUCCCAAGAGAUUUCCCCCUCCUAAUGAGGCUGUAAAGUGAGAGCAGAAAUGCUACCUUGAGAGACAUCCAGGAAAUAGUAGGUUUCAUCUUUCCUCCUCUUGCCUGACUUUGGUGAGUUGGAGAGUGUUGACAGAGCCUUGAGCCCUCUUGGCAGAGAAUGAGAGUCAGAAAGAGAACUCCAGCAGGUGUCCAGGUCCUGACUUGUCUCGUUAGGGAGAAUUCAUCCUUGUCUGUCUGGUUGGCAGGGCACGGUAGUCACUGAGACCCAGCAUUUCAGCAGUUUGCAGAAGAAGUGAUGUGAACAGACAGCUGCAAGGGAGACACAGCCUAGAUCUGAGGAGAUGAAGCAUUUACUUCACUUGGAGGAAAGAGAAGGAAGCAAGCCGAGGGCUUAACGGGCACUGGUCCCCAAGUUCAUUGGUCAUGGCUCCUCGUUCACGGCGGCGAAAGCACAAGAAACCCCCACCAGCGAUUCCCAUGAUUGAAAUCCCACCCACAGAAGUGUCUCCAGUGUCUCCAGUCCUCUCAAAACCUGGCCCUAGCAUUGAUGCACUUGGCUUCAUUUCCUUGGACAAUAAUGUACCAGGUCUGUCCCAGUUGAUCCUCCAAAAGCUGAACAUGAAAAACUAUGAAGAAUACAAGUUGGUGAUAAAUGGGGGAACCCCAGUAUCAAGCUUUGGAUUUCAAUGUCAACAAGAAAUGUUCCAGAAGAUGGAGGACACGUUCAGAUUCUGUGCUUAUUGUAAAGUGCUCCCUCAUGGCCUUUCCAAUUGCAAGGUUCUCCGGCACUGUAAGAGGUGCAGAAAUGUCUAUUACUGUGAUACAGAGUGCCAGAGGUCAGAUUGGCCAGCACAUAGGAAGGUUUGUCGAGAGCUCCGUCUUGUGGCUGUAGAUCGUGUCAUGGAAUGGCUUCUGGUCACAGGUGAUUUUGUCCUACCCUCAGGACCUUGGCCAUGGCUUCCUGAAGAUAUAAAGAAUUGGGAUACCUGGUUUUCUAUGAGGGGUUUACAGCUAGAAUCUACAUUGAAUGCUCUUCUGGGUAGUCACUCUAUGACCAUGCUUUGGGCGAGUCUAGGAAGGCCACGGCCAGACCCAGAUGUCUUGCAUGGCUCUUUGAAGCGGUUGAUGACAGAUGUUCUGUCACGGCCCUUGACCCUGGGCUUAGGGCUUCGGACUCUGGCAAUAGAUGUUGGGAAGGCUGGAGGAAGCACAUUGCAUGUGGUUGGUGCUUCCCACGUGGAGACAUUUCUUAUUCGUUCUGGAGAUUAUGAUGAGCUUGGCUACAUGUUUCCUGAACACCUUGGCUUUCGUGUGAUCAUGGUGGGUGUGGAUGUGGCUACUGACCUUUUACAGAGUUCUUCAUCUUUAUCCUUGGAGCCUGGAACAAUUCAGCUUAGUGGCCACAGGGCCCUGUAUCAUGACUUCUGGGAGGAGCAAAUAGAGACUGGGAUUCUGGCCCAUCCAGAUUUGGUGGCUGCAUUCCAUCCAGGUUUCCAUGCCUCCCCAGGCUUGAUGGAAGCCUGGUUACCUACCCUGCUGCUACUUCGUGACUAUGAGAUUCCAACAUUGAUUACUGUUUACAGCCAACAGGAAUUGGAAGCCUCUUUGCAGAUUCUGGUGAACUUGGAUACACACAUCAUUGCUUGUGGAGCUAAUCCUUUCGCAUCCCUCAAACCAGAACAAGUCUAUUCUAAUCCCAACAAGCAACCAGUAUACAGCAGUGCCUACUACAUCAUGUUUCUUGGAAGUUCCCCCUGCCAAUUAGAUAUGAAGCAACUAGAAGAAAAAAACAAACAUGAUUUUUCAGUAAUUGAACCAAGUCUUUACUGA